CCUCCGUACUUUCAGCUGCACGGCAAAACCACUGAAGACAGUUCCUGGAUUGUCCCGCACACUCCUACCACAACCCCUUUCCAUCCUGUGCAAGGUUUUGCGCUCAUCAAUAACCUCCCACUUCCCGACAACCGCCGAGUACCCCGAAGCUGGGAGUCUCGAUUCUUUACCCAACCCCCCACUCACUCCACCAUGAUCAAGUCUAACAGUCACGGAGAGAUUUGAACUACAUAUUUAUGCGCAGCAGCCACUGGCAGCAGUUCUGGCGCCUCAGUCAAUCCUUCACGAAGCCCCUCCCACCUACCCUGGCAACUCUUCCACAGCCUCAGUACACAAACACAAGAACCCUCCACAGGAAGCCCCGCCUCUGAUAAGUGCUACUGAUAUGAGGUCUUCAUGGCAGCCAGUGUCCACCUCAGCUAGCAAGCACAUGCCAUCCCAGCAAGGCUCCUCGAGACUGGAGGAGGCCAUCUAUGUGAUGAAAGGACACGCAGACAGGGAAGAGGCAAUUUACAUGAAGGCCCAGGGAGAUCCUCUGGAGGAAGGGAUUGGGUCUCCAGGUCUCAAUAUUCCCCCAGAAGACAUCACUGAGAGAAUACCUGCUCAUGAACUGAGUGGAGAUCUGAGUACCGAAGACACCGUCAAUUUUCCUGGCUCCAGUACUGGAUAUGAGCGUAAACCACUCAUCCGCAGCAGCAGUGCCGGCACCCCCGUUGCCGUGGCAUCGUCGUCGUCGUCCCUGGCAACCAACUUUAGUGGGGCAGUUAGCGAGGAGGAGGGGCUGGGGAAACGCAAAGACUCAAAGAAGAAAGGUAAACACAGUGGCAAGCCGCCAUCAAAGAAGAGAUUUCGUACAGACCAGGAGAGAGUACACAAGGAGCGAGAGAGGAGAAAUGCCAACAACCAGAGAGAGAGGAUUCGUGUACGAGAUAUCAACGAGGCUUUCAAAGAGCUGGGGGAGAUAUGUCACGAGUACCUGCAGUGUGAGAAGGCACAGACCAAACUGAUGAUACUGCACCAGGCCGUGGCUGUCAUUGGGAACCUGGAGAGUCAAGUCAAAGGUACAAUGACUGUGUGUUUAGGGAUGAGAAAAGUAACCUAGAGAGAGAUUUUCGCAUAUUUCAUGUCUUAGAAGUGGACACAAUUAUGUAAGAGUAUAAUGGGAAAAGUUUAGAGGUAGAUAUCUUGCAAAUUCGUAGGCAGGAACUGUCUCGAAGUUCGCAUGAAAUUUUGCUGCUUUAUGGACAGUGAUUACUUACUGCGGGGUAAGCAUUUUACACCAUAUGCAUUUCAGCAGGGUUUCAUGUUUGUUUGGGCAGUGUAGUUAGGUCUUACGUUACGUGUGUGUUCAAUGAUGUUGCCCCACAGACCGAAACCUGAACCCAAAGGCUGCAUGUCUGAAGAAGAGGGACGAAGAGAAGACCUUCCAGGCCAACUGUGGCCCCUCCCCUCUCCACCCUCCCGAACACAUCCCCUCGCUCUCCCCCACCUCUCUUCACCCUCACCCCUCCCUCCCUCUCACACCCACCUCCAAGACACCCUCCACACCCUCCUUUCCCUCUCCUCCUCUCCCUCCCGCCACCGCCAUCUCUUCUACCCCCAUCGAUAUCAUGACCCCGGGGGUCAUAAAUUCCUCCGGGUGCGGCAGCGGAGGUCCCUUCCAGUUCCCCCAGCAAGUCAUCCCCCACCACAUUCAGUCUUGUCAUCAACAACUUCCCUUUCAGACUUACCCGUCCCCUCCACCCCUGGCACCGGGGGAUAAAAUCCCUCGUUCAAACGAACACGACCCUCUGAUGAAGCGUCGCAGUAACAGCGGCGCCGGCACGGUCAGCCCCACCAUCCAGAAGACCGUCAAGGGACGCUGUAGCUCGGGAAGUAGCAUCGCUUCGUCAAAGGCAGAGGCGAAAUCAAACAACUGAGCGGAGACGAACUUAGACCGAUUUUUUUUUUACAUCCGAAUGAGCGGGCACUACUGAUUUCUUUAUCCUACAAACAGCAAUACGUGUCUAGGGGCACAGGGACUUUCCAUUGUCGGUGUGUGUGUGUGUGUGUGUGUUGAAAAAUCUACAGACCGUGUCAUUGUUUGUGCAUGUUACAUUUUUAUGGCUAAGUCUUGUCUUUUUUAGUCCUUUUUCAUAUUUUGUUUGUCACUUUUCUGAUUUUUCACGUGGUGGCAAUGAAUAUGGUGUACUGCGUUUGAUCAAACUGCAAGAAAUGUGCUGGGCACCAGCUUAGGGAUAUAGAGUGCACUUUGCCGAUCAACUCUGUUUUUUUAAUACGUAU
Geodia barretti is the source of this 2283-nucleotide messenger RNA. The record is from the annotation of a GenBank genome assembly. NCBI's taxonomy places the organism in Eukaryota, Metazoa, Porifera, Demospongiae, Tetractinellida, Geodiidae.